Apis cerana (Asiatic honeybee) is the source of this 2901-nucleotide messenger RNA. RefSeq names its product ALG11 alpha-1,2-mannosyltransferase (gene Alg11). Lineage: Eukaryota; Metazoa; Arthropoda; Insecta; Hymenoptera; Apidae. Gene Ontology annotation, molecular function: GDP-Man:Man(3)GlcNAc(2)-PP-Dol alpha-1,2-mannosyltransferase activity. The record is from RefSeq and is a predicted model, not a curated record. Gene Ontology annotation, biological process: dolichol-linked oligosaccharide biosynthetic process; protein N-linked glycosylation. Gene Ontology annotation, cellular component: endoplasmic reticulum membrane.
AUUGUUGGUACUUCAGUGAGGUGCAAUGAGAAAAUGUAAAAGGUUUGGUUAGUUUCAGGGAUGUAUGAAUAGAAAUUGAGACCUAGAACUAAAUACUAAAAUAAAAUUAAAUUUGAAAUUUGAAAUUUGAAAUUUUAAUCAUUUAUACAAAUUAUAAAAUAAAAGUAACAAACCUGAAUUUAAAUUAUUUAUUAAUUCAAAAAAAUAGUUAAUAUUAGUUAAUAUUUAGAAAUUCAAUCUCUUUUUUUAAUUUAAAAAAAGAUUUUUUUAAUUAAAAAUUUUUUUUUUAAUUUUAAAUAUUAAAAAAUUUAAAACAUUAUAUAUAAUAUUUUUUGUAAAGAACAUACAUAAUUAAAUCUUAAAAAUCUUUUAGGUUUUUAGUUCAAUGUUUUAUUUAAAUCUAAUACAGUUUCUGUUGAUCUAUUAAAUUGUUAUCUGCUUUUAACAGCUGUUAACCUUAAAAGUUAAAACAAGGAAGUGAAGAAAAAAAUAAAAUUGAUAUAAAAUAAAAUUAAAGAUUAACAUAUGAGAACAAACAAUUGAUAUAUAUUAUUUGAAAUAUGUCAUUCAUUGAACUUGAUUCAUUAUAAUAAUUUAUAAAAAUUAACCUAUAUUUUUACAUAUUAAAUAAGACAAUAAGUAGAAAUAUUGAUUAAAAUAAAUAUUUUUAAAAAAUUUAAAAAUAAAAUCAAAAUGAGUGAUUUGAUUGUAAAAUUUUCAUGACAUUUUUUUGUAUAAAAUUUUUAAAGGAGCAUAUAAAAAACAUAUCAAAAUAAUUUAUUGUUAUUAAAUAUUGAAUUGUUUUAAAGACAAAAAUAUGAAUUUUUAUCUUCUUAUGAUGCGUAUGGUAUUAUCAUUAAAUAUGUUGCUCAUAAUAAUUAUAUGUAAAAUAUUGUGUAUAUUUAUUAUUUUACCUAUUUUAUUAAUAAUUUUGAGAAGAUAUUAUUCCAAAAAGCGAACAGAGAGAUCUCACAAAGAAACAGUUGUGGGUUUUUUUCAUCCAUAUUGUAAUUCAGGUGGUGGUGGUGAAAGAGUACUUUGGGCUGCUAUUAAUGCUAUACAAACCAAAUAUCCUAAUAUACAUAUAGUUAUUUAUACUGGAGAUCUUGAUGCACAUCCGGAACAAAUUUUAAAUAAGACAGAAAAAGUAUUUAACUAUAAAAUUGAACAUAAAAUUGAAUUUGUAUAUUUACAUAGACGAAAAUGGGUAGAAGCUUCAUUGUAUCCUUAUUUUACACUUUUGGGACAGAGUUUAGGAUCAAUUUGGUUAGGUCUUGAAGCUUUAAAUAGUUUUGUGCCAGAUAUUUAUAUUGAUACCAUGGGUUAUGCAUUUACAUAUCCACUAUUUAGAUAUAUUGGUGGAUGUCGAGUAGCAACAUAUACUCAUUAUCCUACAAUUUCAACUGAUAUGUUGAGACAUAUUUAUAAAAGAGUUAUUUCUCAUACCAAUAAAAGAGUUAUAGCUAGAAAUCCAUUUUUAUCAGCAGCCAAACUUAUUUAUUAUAAAUUAUUUGGAUUUAUAUAUGGUUGGGUUGGUAGUAGAGCAGAAAUUAUAAUGGUUAAUUCUUCAUGGACUGAAGAUCACAUUAACACAAUUUGGAAAUGUCCAUUAAAAACUCACAAAAUUUAUCCACCAUGCGAUGUAAAGCACUUAACAUCACUACCACUUCACAAGGAUGAUGAAAAAUGUGACAAUAUUCGUAUAGUAUCAAUUGCACAAUUUAGACCAGAAAAAAAUCAUCCAUUAAUGUUAAAAGCUAUAUAUGAACUUAGAUCAAUUGUUAAAGAAGAAAUUUGGGAAAAAGUUCGUCUAAUUCUUAUUGGAUCCUGUCGAAAUUUUGAAGAUGAUGUACGCAUGAAAGAUAUGCAAGAUUUAUCAAAACAUUUUGCAUUAGAUGAAAAUGUAGAAUUUAAAUUAAAUAUAUCAUAUUCAGAACUUCUACUAGAACUUCAACGAGCAACAAUAGGUUUACAUACAAUGUGGAAUGAACAUUUUGGUAUUAGCAUUGUUGAAUGUAUGGCAGCAGGAUUAAUUGUAAUAGCUCAUGCUUCCGGUGGUCCAAAAGCUGAUAUAAUAGAAACACAACCAGGAUCUCAAAAUGGAUUUUUAGCUACAGAAGCUGAAGAAUAUGCAACAAUUAUGGCACAUAUUAUUAAUAUGCAUCCAAAAGAUAGAAAUGCUAUUAGAACAGUUGCUAGAGCGUCUGUAAACCGGUUUUCGGAUGAAGUAUUCGAAAGAGAAUUUUUGCGAACUAUAGAACCAUUUUUUAGACAAAAACAGGAAUGAUAAUCUUUAAAUAUUAAACUUUAUUACAUUUUUAUAAAAAGUAUUUCAGAAAAAGUUUUUAAAAAAAUUCAUUUAUCAAUUUAAUAAAAAAAAAUACAUAAGUAUAAAAUUAAAUAUAAAUUUAAAAAUCGUUUUAUAAAAUAAAAAAAAAAAUUUAUUCUUUAAAUUCUAAUAUAUAUGUAAUUCAUUUAAAAAUAGAUAAAAUAUUUAAAAAAUUAUAUGUACAUAUAUAUUUUGCAUUCAAAUAAUAUUUAUUGCACAAUAUAAAACAUACAUAUUUAUUCUGCAUAUUUAUUUUCAUAUUCACAACCUUUACAUUCUAAGCUGUAUGAAAUAUUAUCUCCAUCAUUACUAUUUUCACAUAAAUUAAAAUGAAGAUUAAAUUGAGCUAACAUCAACUCUGCAACUUUUAUAACUGUUUCUGUAUGACAAGUAAGUUUUUUACUGCCAAGAUUAAUUCUAGAAGUACCUUUAGCUAGAGCCAUAAAGAUGAUUAACUAAAAUAAAUAAUUGAUUAUUGUAUUAUUUGUAAAAUUUAAAGAAUUAUUUAUAAUUAUUUGAUAAAAUACAUACUUGAUCUUGUGCGUAAUCGUCGACGCAAGAUCUUGUUAAAA